CUGCUACGCGUAGGCUCAUUCCCAGUCGGUGCUUGAGGAGUGCACGUCCUGCGGGGCUCUACUGUGGGGUCUGAUCUGCAAAUGGUGCUAAAAAUCCCUCUGCGGAGAUCUGUCAGCCUCAGUCCUGAGCAUCAUUCCUCUGCAGUUCCAGCAGAGAUGACUGGACCUACUACACUGAAAAUGGAAGCAAAUAUCCUUGUCCUUGGUGCAGAUGGAGUGGGGAAAUCAGCACUUACUGUACGGUUUCUGACAAGACGUUUCAUUGGAGAGUAUGGAGAGCUUGAAUCGAUGUAUAGUCACAAUGUCUGUGUGGAUGGAAAGGAAAUGAUAUUUAAUAUCUUGGAUUUUCCAUAUUCAAAGGAUCCAACUGAGGAGAGCUGCGCUGAGGAAGAAAAGCGUAUGCAGUGGGCCGAUGGCUAUGUCCUUGUGUAUAGUAUAUGUGACAGAGCCAGUUUCAAUGUAAUCUGCCAAACAAUCCAGCUCAUUAAAGCAGCAAAAGACUGUUUAGGAACAGAGAAACUUCCCAUUGUAAUUGUGGGCAACAAACGGGAUCUGCAUCACCUCCGUGCUGUGUCUAGUGAAGAGGGCAGGCUUUUAGCUCUCUCCAUGGACUGUGACUUUUAUGAAGUUUCAGCAGCCGAAGCCUACCACGGUGUUCUUAUGGUUUUUCAUGGGUUAGUGGACAAGAUUCGAGAAUCCAAGCUGGUUACGAAGAAGGGUACGGGAAUACGAGGUAUUGUAAAGAGCAUGUCCGCAGUGUUUGCAAGAAGAAGAACAGAUUCUCUGUGAUGCCACACAUGACUUGUAGAUUCACAUGAGUUCAAACCAUGUGGUGCGGGACAAGUAUGCCUUUAUUAACAAGACUAUUCCUAUAUAUUGCGUUUUAGUCAUUGUUUGUUCUAACAGUAUUUACAGAGCUGUUAUGUUGCGUAUAAUCAGCUUGAUAUUCAGUGGAUGUUUACUGUAGAACAGCUGUCACUGUGAGAUAAGCUAAUGCACCGCGUCAAAGCAAUCACUGAUUCAAAAUGUUUCUGCAUCAAGGGCCACUUUUGUAAACAUUCACUAUUCAAUAUUGUGUACUUAUUGAUGGGCAAAGCAGUCCUGUUGUUAGUACCACUUGAGAGACAGGAAGGCUUAUCAUAAUAACCUGACUCUGUCAACAUACUCCUUCUGAAAUGCUUUGCUGGAAACUAGUACAAAAGUAUUAUAUUAUUCUGAAAUCAGAAGAUGAUAGCACCUGUAUAUUUUUCACUAGUGUCCUUUAAUACGCGAAUCCAAGAUUUGCUUUCCUGAAUUUUUCUAGUGUGAUGCAGCUAACUACUGUAAGCCAUUGAAAUAAAUAAAAAUACAUAAUAAUAAAGAUUUGGUUCCACAUGUUAAGAGACAAUGGGCGGCACAUUUAUCAUAUGUUCGAAUUCAUGUGAUUUUUUUUAAACUCCCUGGGGGGUUAUUUGAUAAAAAAAUGUAAUAUCUUAAACUCAGACGAAUUUUACAGACCUGAAAACUCAAAUAAAAUUAGAUUUGAAUCCAAUCAAAUUCUCCGAAAAAAACAAUGUCAGGAAGGCUGCAAACAACUCCAAAUUGAUCACUGGACGG
This is a messenger RNA of Xenopus laevis (African clawed frog), 1596 nucleotides long. It is a transcript of the gene rergl.L, whose product is annotated as RERG/RAS-like L homeolog. The record is from RefSeq and is a predicted model, not a curated record. NCBI's taxonomy places the organism in Eukaryota, Metazoa, Chordata, Amphibia, Anura, Pipidae. The transcript has 4 exons. The coding region runs from base 82 to 789 and encodes 235 amino acids. Gene Ontology annotation, molecular function: G protein activity; GTPase activity; GTP binding.